Magallana angulata is the source of this 2442-nucleotide messenger RNA. RefSeq names its product toll-like receptor 13. Gene Ontology annotation, cellular component: membrane. Gene Ontology annotation, biological process: toll-like receptor signaling pathway; immune response. Lineage: Eukaryota; Metazoa; Mollusca; Bivalvia; Ostreida; Ostreidae. The record is from RefSeq and is a predicted model, not a curated record. Gene Ontology annotation, molecular function: protein binding; transmembrane signaling receptor activity. Bases 97 to 2208 code for a protein of 703 amino acids. The transcript is spliced from 2 exons.
UGUACGCUAAGUAAGUUUAAAGUCGCCUAGUAUUUCUAUGUACAGUGCAGCGAAGCCUUGAUACAGUACAAAUUCAGGAACAUGUAACGAACAGCGAUGGAAGUGAAAAUAACAGUUUUGUUGUCUUUUAUCCUUCUGCAACUUGUUGUUUCUGAACGAUGUGGGGAUGGAUAUUGCAAGUGUUCGAAGGCUCGAAAAGUUGCCACGUGUAUGUCUAGAAGGAGGCAAUUAAAUUACUUUCCUUCAUUGCCCACUUACGUAAAACAGCUCAGAUACAGUGGCAACUAUCUACCCCACCUUACCCGUGACUUAAUGACUAAUUUGACCAUGAUCAAUCUUGAACAACUCUAUUUAGAAGAUAAUGUGAUGUUCAAAGUUGAUCCAGAUGCCUUUGAGAAUUUGACAACUCUGGUUAAACUUCAAAUUUCUCAUGACAAGAUACUCAAUGUCAGUAUUGUUGCACAAGUUCUCCAUAAUGUGAGUCGUACUGUUAAAAAGUUAGUAUUAAACCACAACAAAUGGAAUUCGAUACCGGACAACAUCUUUGAUGGUCUAAAAGAUUCAAACAUUCAUUACAUCGACUUGUCUUUUAACAACCUGCAUUCAUUCAACGGUUUGAGGAUUUUUCGAAAUAUUCCAAAUCUUAAAUACUUGAUUUUGGAUGGAAACCCCAUAUUGGACAGUGAUACAGAUUUCCAUAACAUGGAACAUAUAUUUAAAUUAAGCUUACAAUAUACAUUCAUACAAAACGUUCCCACAUUUUGUGAUGACAAUGGGGAAAGUCUUCUGCCUCGCAUGCGAUCUCUUAAUUUGGACCAUUCUUCUUUACGGUCCAUCUCUCGAAACGAUUUUAUUUGUCUGCCCGAUCUUUGGAAAUUGUCACUUUCAUUUACAGGCAUCACCGUGAUACAAAAUGACACGUUUUCGAAUAUGCCAGUACUUCAGACUCUUAUGUUACAAAAUGUGGUGAGGCUCAGACGCUUAGAAUAUUUCGCGUUUCGCUCUGCUUCUCUUCAAUCGUUCAAAUUUGGGUCGUCAAAAUUUAAAUUUGACAACAAAGGUCGAUACAAUAAUGAUUUGUUAAAGUUUGCGCCAAACAUAACAAAUAUUGAGCUAUUCGACAAUCAGAUUUCUGAUGGAUCUACUCUGAAAACACUUUUGUGGAACUUGAUUAAGUUGCAGAAGUUGAAUCUCCAAGGAUGUGGGAUAAAUUAUCUUGCACGUGGAACAUUCGAUAGAAUGCCAGAUCUUCGAACAAUUAUCUUAAAAGGCAACAGCUUGUACGGGUGGGAUCCAACCAUGUUUAACAAACUUUUCAAUUUAAGAGCCCUGUAUUUAUCAGGGAACAGUGUUGCCGUUGUUAACAGGACUUCUCUUGCGUUUAUCGGCAAAAUUAAUCUCAAAUUUAUUGAUUUAUCAGACAAUCCGUUUGCAUGUUCCUGCCAACAGCUUUGGUUCCGUGACUGGUUAAAAACAGUCAAAAAUAUUACAGUUGCCUUUUAUCCGAACAGAUAUGUCUGUAGAUCUCCCCCUAAAUGGGACAAGACUUUGGUAGCUUCAUUCAAUUACACCGAAGAAGAUUGUCGGGAGAAAAAUCCCUGGAUUUUGAUAGGAAGUGUUCUAGGAUCGGUGGUUUUUGUGUGCAUGGUUGUCGUCAUCAUCAUAUACAGACAUCUUCCGACCGUCAGAAAUAUCAUCUACUUGAUUCGUUUACGCAGGAAAGGCUACGUGAGACUGGUGAACUCCGAGGAGUACAUGUUUGACUGUUAUGUCGUUAGCUGUGAAACUGAUGAACAAUGGGUGUUCCAAACUCUGUCUUCUACUUUAGAGGUUAAACAUUCUUAUCGUUUGUGUAUACCUACAAGAGAUUUUGACAUCGGUGCAAGUAUAUCUGAUCAGAUUGAAGAAAAAAUGAGGGAAAGUAAGAAAAUCAUCAUUGUGAUGUCAAACGAUUUUGCUCAUGACGAAUGGUGUCAGUUUCAGCUAGAGAAAGCACAGGAGAGGAUCCGAAACCAAGGAAAAGAAGCUGUUGUGUCAAUCAUGCUGCACGAUAUUGAUCAUAAACAUAUGACAUCAACCAUCAAGAAUUUGUUACGUAAAAGUUCGUAUGCUACUUGGGUGAAAGGUAAAAUUGUCAGUAAGCUGUUCUGGGACAUUGUUGUUGCUGCUAUAGAAAAACCUUUUGGUAAUCCACCAAUUGCUGUUUGACGAAAGUCGGUGCCGAUCACCGGGUCUCCAUUCAACACAGAAGAGACUUACUGAAAUUGUCACUUACACUUAUUUGUUAUGAAAUAUUUUAUUACAAAAAGGACAAUGGAACAUUCUCAGUAUUAACUGUAGCAGUAUUGUUGUGAAAAUGAAAUUCAUUUUUGUAGAGUAUCUUAUUGCAUAAUAAUUAAUUCAUGAGUACUCUGAAAAAUAAAAAAAAAUAACCAAAACAUA